Messenger RNA from Danio rerio (zebrafish), 876 nucleotides. It is a transcript of the gene pigx, whose product is annotated as phosphatidylinositol glycan anchor biosynthesis, class X. Gene Ontology annotation, biological process: GPI anchor biosynthetic process; GPI anchor metabolic process. Lineage: Eukaryota; Metazoa; Chordata; Actinopteri; Cypriniformes; Danionidae. The record is from RefSeq and is marked provisional. Gene Ontology annotation, cellular component: endoplasmic reticulum membrane.
GGAGUUGGGAUUAGAGCAUGAGCGCGGAUCAAUGAUGGUUUAUUUAUAUUUAUUAGCAACGGUGUUGUGUUUUAUUCAUCAUGGAAAUGCGCAAGAAGCAGAUGAUUGUUUUCCCACUGAAUGGCUGAAGUCUCUGGUCAUUUCUGUGAACAUUUCCAAAGCUGGAUUUCACAGAGAUCUGGAGUACAGUGUUUACUGGAGUGAAACAGAUCAUGACGUGAAAGCUUUACUAGUGCAGAAGAUGCCGAGUGGAGUUUACAUGGAUGAAUAUCAGCUGGAGACUCUGAGACAUGACACAGGCUUGGAGGUUCUCCUGGACUCAAAGGUGGAUCUGGAAGCUCCGGAGUAUUUGUCGUCUGGUUUCACGGCGCUGGUUUUUCUCUCUGGUAAUGCGGUGACUGUUCCGGUUCACGGCCGCUAUCACAGACCCUCAGACACACACAGCCAUGUGACGGUGGACAUCCAGCCGCCCAGACUCCUGCUGAGAUCAGACCAGUGUACGUCAAUCCUCAUAUCAACAGAUUCAGAAGGUGAGACUCCCAAUGCUCAACAUACAGUGGUUGAAGCUCCAUGUACAUUCAGAAACGAGAGCUUCUGCUUAUGGCUGGAGAUACAGGACCUGAAGGGAAGCGCUGGAGUGAGUCUGGAGCUUCCGGUGGGAGAUUCUUCAAAGACGACGUGUGUGUGUGUCGUGACUUUACUGACCACCACACUGUGCUGCGUUUACCUCCUCAUUGUUAUCUGGAGACACGGCACUUUCUGACCAAUCACACGACAGCAAGAGCCAAAACAACGUUAAAAUACUGGAUUAAUGAUAAGUUAUUAGUGCAGAUUGUGUGAGAGGGAAUAAAACGGAUUGUGACUUUCUUUUUUAAA